This is a messenger RNA of Debaryomyces tyrocola, 950 nucleotides long. Lineage: Eukaryota; Fungi; Ascomycota; Pichiomycetes; Serinales; Debaryomycetaceae. The record is from the annotation of a GenBank genome assembly.
AUGUCAACAGGUACUUUAUUCGUUACUGAACAAAUUCGUUCUCUCCCACCAAAGGCUUUAGUCAAGCACUUCAACUUAGAUGUUAAGUUAAGUGACAAAGAUGAGUCUUACCAAAAGAACUUCCCAUUAGCCAAGAUCCCAGCUUUCGUUGGACCAAAGGGAUUCAAAUUACACGAAGUCAUUGCCAUUUGUAUUUACUGUAUGUAUUCGCCAAUAAUUUUGCAUGCAAUUGAACAGUUGUUUACGUGAUGAGAGAUUUUUUCAUAUUUAUACAGUUAUCCCUGUCUUAAUACAUUAUGUCGAGAAUAUUAUUCUGAAAAUAAUUACAGUCGAUUGCAUUGCAUGAACUCGGUUUGAUUCGGUUCAUAAUACUAACUAACAAUAGUGAUCAACUCUGCUGACCCAGAAUCUAAGUUAUUAGGUAAGAACGCUAAGGAAUACGCUGAAGUCUUAAAGUGGUUAUCUUUAACUAACUUUGAAUUGUUGCCAAACAUUGCCAAGACUUUCAGACCAUUAACUGGUGCUACUCCAUACAACAAGAAGCAAGUUGAUGAAUCCUCAGAAUUUGUUGAAAAGGUCAUUGGUAUCUUUGAAGCUAGAUUAGCUAACUACACUUACUUAGUUGGUGAAAGAUUAACCUUUGCUGAUAUCUUCUCUGCUGCUCUUAUUGUCAGAGGUUUCGACUACUUAUUCGGUAGCGAAUGGAGAAAGGCUCACCCAAACACCACCAGAUGGUUCAAGACUAUUACUCAACAAAAGAUCUUGCAUGAUGUCAUUGGUGAUUACAAGUUCAGAGAAAACCCAGUUGAAUUUGUUGCUCCAAAGAAGGAAAAGAAGCAAACUCAACAACCAAAGAAGGAAGCCGCUCCAGCUGCUGCCGCUGCCCCAGCCGCUGCAUCCUCUGAUGCUCCAGCCCCAAAGCCAAAGCACCCAUUAGAAGCUUUAGGUAA